AUGGCCCUCCAUUACCCUCUAUCCUUUGCAGCUCUCAAUAAGCUCCUUCCCUCUGCUUCCUCCCCCAGACCACAUUCUGUCAUCCACCUUCUCAGUCUCUCAAUUUAUCUAUCUACCUCUGCCGAUUCAUAUCUAUCUAUCUAUCUCUCUCAGUUGAUUCAUAUCUAUCUAUCUAUACAUUAUUCAGACUAUUUGGAUAAAGGCGUUAUCUAUCUAUCUAUCUAUCUAUCUAUCUAUCUAUCUAUCUAUCUAUCUAUCUAUCUAUCUAUCUAUCUAUCUAUCUAUCUAUCCCAUCUUAUCUAUCUAUCUAUCUAUCUAUCUAUCUAUCUAUCUAUCUAUCUAUCUAUCUAUCUAUCUAUCUCAGUCUGUUCAUAUCUAUCGAUCGUGUUUUUACAUUCCCCAACAAUAGAUCUUUCUUUCUUUCUUUCUUUCUUUCUUUCUUUCUUUCUUUCUUUCUUUUGCCACCUGCUCACCAAUUUCUUCUUUGUUUCUUCGUUGCGCAGACGAAACUAA
This is a messenger RNA of Acanthosepion pharaonis, 513 nucleotides long. NCBI's taxonomy places the organism in Eukaryota, Metazoa, Mollusca, Cephalopoda, Sepiida, Sepiidae. The record is from the annotation of a GenBank genome assembly.